AUGCUCUUCUGUCCAGAUGUAGCACAACUCAAUAAAGAGCCUCCAACUAAUAUUGAACAUUUCCUUGUCCCUGUCGCUAUUGUGCUUGCUUUAGGGGGGUUUAUGCCCUGGGCUCUGUACAAUGGAUGGAGUGGUGCCACCUAAAAAUCUAGGAAUAGCCAAUAAAUAUCUUGUCAUGAAAAGGUUCAAACUUCACAAAAAUGUACACCCUGCACUACUACCACAUUCUAUGGGCUCACUCAACAAAAUGCCCGUCAACAGCCAAUCAAAAUUCAGCAGCAUUUGGAAGCAAUUGUUUUUUUUUUUUUUCAAUUUUAAACAAAUCAGAUCUGGUAUACAGUAUCUUAAAAAUGAAUGCUGUCUUUAUAAUCCUAAACCGUAACAUUUACAAUUUAUACAAACAUUAUUUAAUCUGUUGUGGUCAAAACAUUAAACCUUCUGGGUAGCGAGCACAUUAUCGUUGGACCCCGAUGAUCGCUGCUUGCGGCUAUUUUUAAGCUUAUUUAAACGUAUUAUAUUGAUAUUAUUAUGAUAGUGUGCAUCCCUGUCCUGUUGUAAAUGUCCAUACUGUUACGCCUGUAGCACUGGGACUGGUGCAAAGUCCUACGCAUCCGCCAUAGGCUAUGCCGCCUGACACUUUAUGACAGUGGGCCUAACUGGCAAAAAUAAAUAUUGGAAAUUAAAGUAAUUUAGCCGAGACUCUGUAUACCGCUUAAAACAGACCCUUUAACAACAGACUACUCUUAUCCAAUAUAAUGAACGAUUAUGGUCCACGGACCUAGCAUGGGAUAACGGGAUAUCAUUGUAUUUCAUACCGGCUAAUACCAGUUGGCUCAUUUUACUCGAAGCCACAACGCGUCGGAGCUCGGUCCCACCCUCCACUCCGCCUGCUCUUCCUAUGCUCCCAGUUCUGGGAAUUCUGUUAGAGGGACUGAAGUGUUGGUUGAGCGUAUCAUGUGCGCAACUGAAAAAUACAGCUUAGUUAACCCAUCUCGGAUACCUAAAACAUGCUAUGUGGAUGACAUUCGGUCAUAAAUCUUGGCAUAAGGAUACUCACGAUCAUACUAACAGGAGGAAACGGUUCUUACGGGGGGGGGGGAAUCUCUGAUGCUGCUUUUUAACCGUCACCUACACAAGCUUCCCAGCAUGUAUUCCACGCUGCUCUGCGUCCUGUGUCUGAUCUUCACAGUCAGUCCUAGUCUGUGUCAAGACGAUUCCCCACUUGACGUCCCUCAACAGAUCAGGCUAGAUAAAGACUUUGAAGCUCAGAGGUUGGCCGUCACGUGGCAUGGUAACCUUGGGUCUGUCUUCGACAUUGAGAUCUACCGCACUGAGUUCAUGGACAUUGUUUUUAAUGAGACAGUGGAGCUGAGCACUGGGAAAAACGCUGGGGAUUGCCACUGGAACUGGACCUCCACGGUGCCUCUAGAAUGCACCUCCCAUUCGGUCAGGAUCCGCUCCCGAGACCUGCUCCGAGUCAGCGAGUGGAGCCCUUUGCAGACCACUGAGGGGAGUGACUUCCCAGACAACACAGGGGCCAAGAUGUAUCCAGUUGACAAGGUGGUCCUCGCUGGAACCAACACCACUUUCUGCUGUAUCCUGGGUGAAGGGCAGGUUCUGCAGGAGAUCCUCUACAUGAAGAGUGUCAUGAAGGAGGUCAGGCUGAGCAGGAGGACAUACGCGGUCACUCAGACCCUUCAGCCGCCCUCCAACAUCUCCGGGACAAACGUCUUCUGCGUGGAUGAAACAAAUGUCGCUGUGGACGGUGCUGUCAUAUUUGUUGGAUACCCACCUGGUGAUGACGACCUGAUCUGUGAAACGCAGGACCUGGUCUCUGCGGUGUGUCAGUGGAAAGAAGGCCGCUCUACUCACCUGUGGGGCAGACGGGACACACGCUACACCCUGAACGGAAGAGACUGUAAAAUUGUCAAGAGAGCCAAGAAAUGCGGCUGGGAGCAGUGGGAGAGUAACUGGACCCUUGUUGCCAAAAACCCCUUAGGAAUGAGAGAGAUCAGAGACUCAGCACCACUCAGCCAGAGAGUGCAUCCUGUGGCUCCUGAGAGUUUAAAAGUCUUGGUGAGAAAUCCUCGGAAUGCCACUUUACAGUGGUCUUGGCGAUAUCAGGGAUAUGAGGCUUUCCCCUUGAUAUGCCAGGUCAAUGUUGCAUCUAAUGGAAUCUCAGUCACACGUAACUACUCAGGAGCAGGACUGUCCCUGGUCUUGCUGGAGGAUUUGUGGCCCUAUGAAACCUACAGGGCACGUGUCCGCUGUGGAUCCAAAAACUAUUUCUGGAAGUGGGGCGACUGGAGUUCGGAGAGCAGCUUCCGGACCAAAAUGGACAGGCCGGAGACACCAGAUAUGUGGAUAUGGAUGGGGAGUGACAAAUCCGGUCGAGUCCUAUGGAAACCUCUAUCUAAGACCGAAAGCCACGGCGACUUCAUUCGUUACGACGUUACUCAAGGAAGUGCGUCAGAUGAAGGGUUGCAGCGCCUGGAAGUGCCAGCGAGCCAACUCAGUGUUCCCCUCAGCCUGCAGGACAACACCAGCGAACCGUUUGUCACGCUCCUCGCCCGCAACUCCAAAUGGGCUUCUCAUACCUCCCAACUUCUGGUCCCCAAAUACUUGGCAGAUGUAGAUGUUACUGGGUCUGAGAUCUCCAGUAGUGAUGGAGGUUUUGACAUGUCCUGGCUUGCCUCUGCAAAUGCAAGUCGUGGGUAUGCGGUGGAAUGGUUCAACACCUCCUGCGGUCAGUACUGUAGUGUGGACUGGCUGAAAGUUCCAGAAGCUACUACGAGUGCCAGGAUUGAGUCACGUGGCCUUGAGGCAGGAGUGAGAUACACCAUCUCUGUGUAUGCCCUCUCUGAUGAGGCUCCACAGUUGUUGGAGAGAAGGCAUGGCUAUCUUGAGGAAAUGGUUUCUGCUGAACCUGUUCCAUCCCUGGAGGCAAGUCAGUACGAAUCCAGCGUGUUGCUCUCCUGGCAGGAGAUCCCGCUGCAAAGCCAGAGGGGAUUUGUACAGGGAUACAAUGUUUAUCUUGCCAAUAUCUCCAAAUACACCCUCUUAGCCAACAUCACAGAUCCCAGUGUAAGGAACUACACCAUCAGGAAGCUUGGACUUGGCACGUACAAGUUUACUGUCAGGGCCUACACCUCAGCAGGGGAGGAUGGCGGCUCUACAGUCUCCAUUAAGUUGGAGCCUUACGCUGAUCUCCUCCUGUUUGAGAUACUUAUCGCUCUGGCAGCCAUGAGUGGCUUUUUCAUCCUGGUUACCGCUGUGUGCUACAGGAAAAGACAAUGGGUGAAGAAGGCCUUCUAUCCAGAAAUACCUGAGCCCAAGCUUCCAGGGCAGUGGAGCACAUCCCAGGCCACACUGGACGUGAAGCCCUCUCCUCACAGCAUGGUGCACAUCGUGGAGAACCCACAGUGGGACUCCAGCAAAGAGGGCCUGGUGCCGGUGUCCGAGGAGGACGAGGAUGGCGACGAGUCGGGCAGCGAGCCCACCGACACGGACUCAGAUGAGCCGGGUCUGCUCCGCUACUACAACCAUGUGAUGGGAGACAGUGGCCAGGCCCCACGCCUCCCCAUCGACUCUUCCUCCAGCUCCGUGGGCUCGGCCGACACCGAUGUCACCUACACGGGCAUCCAGACCUCCCCCUGUGCCCUGGAGGUGCCAGCCCAGGUGGAAGCUCAGGCCGCAGGGGGGUACCGACCCCAGGCCCAGGUAGUGCAGCAGCAGCAGCAGCAGCAGCAGCCGGGUCAGUCAGAUGCCGAGCCCAAAGCCGGAGCUCCUUCCCCGGCCUCGUUCGGAGGCUACAAGCCUCAGUGCACCUGGAGGCCGGACUCCCCAGAUGCAAAUGGCUUUGAUUGUUCGGUGGGCAGCCCCACUUCAGUCAACUCCUCCCAGUUUCUGAUCCCAGACGUCUCGUCGGAGGACUCCAGGAACGCUGUGUCCUCGACCACGUGGAUUCCGAGCUUCAUGUCGGGCAAGCCCUGAAGCCAGCUCUCGUUUUCACACUGGUUUUUCCAAAGUGUUCUGACCCAAAAGACUGAAGGGCUGUUCCAUUGAGCUUUGUUUGGGAGUUUGAAAUUCACCUAAGCAUGUACUAACACUAAUUAUGUUAUACACUACUCACAGAUGUUUUUGUUUUUGAGCAGCUCAAUGAGAAUCUACCUGUACUACUGAGACGACAAAGACAUUGCGGACUAAGAGGAUGCCAAGUAUAGAGACACUUCUUGGUGAACAUCUUAGACAUGCUAAGUGUUACAUUUGAAUCAAGUAUCAAGUGUUGUUUAUGUAAUAUAUGUGUGUUAGCCUGUAUGUGUGUGUGUGUGUGUGUGUGUGUGUGUGUCUGUCAAUGAGAGUCUAUGUUCAUAUUUUAAUAAGCUGAAAAAAAAACACUACAAAUAUUUUGGUCAACAUAAAUAUGCUGUACUAUGAGAUGAAAACACACUACAUUUGGACACGUUUUUGUGUUCUACAGUAAUUUUCUAAUAGUCAUACUCUUGGAAGCUUACCGUUCAACACCGUAUCUCACAUUAUGCCUUUAAUUGUUAUGCUGCCAACAAAAUGCACUUAUGUAACAGUCCUUUUGUGUUGUACCAGUCACACAAAAAACUAUCCACUUUGUGGAUUCCACUGGUGUUAAGAAAGGGAUUGGUUUUGGGAAGACAAAACUUCCAAAGACUUGUAAUAGACAGGUCCAAAGAUUGUGGAACAAAUUGGUGAAACAAAGUUAUUGAUCUGGUCACAGUAGAUGAGGUCAAACCCUUAGGUUGUAGAUACCAUCUUUGUAGCUAUCUGUGUGUUGUUGCCUCAUGAACAUUGUGCAAUCAGCAGUGUUAAGGGUAGUGCAUCUUCCAGAAAGCUUUUUUUGUUUGUGUUUUGAUGGCUCACGAUGUUGUGUCAGCUUCAACGCUGAGGUUAGCAGUAGGGUAUUGGACAACACUACGAGGAUGCCAUUUGUCAUGAUGGAUAAGAUUAUGCUUCAAAUGACUACUGUGAAGAUACUCUUCAUGAUAUAUGGCUGGACUUUUUCUUUCCUUAACUGCUGUUUAGGUUGUACUGGAGUCAAUACAAAGGUGCCGCGGUCAUUUCUCAGGUUAUAGAAUGGGACAACUUGCAUAGAGUUGCCUGGCAUGUGAAGAAUCUAAUAGCAAAAGACAAUGGGGCAUCAUGUAACUAGAUCAGCUAUUGUACAGACUGAGUGUAUUGGGAAAUGACUAUUGUUCUAAGCCUGUUGUAUUGAGGCUGUAAGUGCUACUGUGACAUAGAUCCUAUAUAGACAUUCAUCGAGACAAACUGUUUAGAGGACAUCCACACAGUAGGCUCUUGUGAGUUACCGGUUUUGUGUGUGUGUGUGUGUGUGUGUGUGUGUGCGUGCGUGCGUGCGUGCGUGUGUGUGUGUGAGUGUUUGUGUGUGUGAGAGAGUGAAAGAGAGAGAGUGAGAAAGUCUGGCGUCUUUCUUUUAAACUGUGAAAUGGGGGGAGACAGGUUCAGAGGUGCAGACAGCUGUUUUUGCAGGCAUGAAAUACUUUUAUUGGCAUUAGUGGCCAGUGAGCGUUACACUUGGUUGUUGAAAUUGUAAAUGCAAGAUAAAGUUAUUGGGUAAAAUGAAGCGUCAGCAGAUGUAAUGGUGCAUAAUGACAAAAGGAACAUGACAUUGCCAGUAGCUGUGAUCUUGUUGAUGACAAUUUGCUGCAUUCUUUGCUGUUUUACAUGCAUGCAUAGCUGAUGUAAUUAACACAAACUGUAAAUCAUUGCUUCUGUGUGGAUUAAUAUUUAUAUAAUAUCUACUGUUGAACUAAUAAUUGACAGCUUGUGCAUGAUAUUAUGACUAAAUCUAUAAUAAACUAUAUAACCAUUAAAACACUGAAUACCCAUUUAAA
Messenger RNA from Clupea harengus (Atlantic herring), 5885 nucleotides. RefSeq names its product LIF receptor subunit alpha a (gene lifra). Gene Ontology annotation, molecular function: protein binding. Lineage: Eukaryota; Metazoa; Chordata; Actinopteri; Clupeiformes; Clupeidae. The record is from RefSeq and is a predicted model, not a curated record.